AUUUGCGUUCUGUUAUGCAGAACCACUUUAAGUGAUCACGGAAUUUUUUUGUUUCGUUUGUAGAAUUCACUCAUCGUUAAUUUAGUUGUGUUGGUUGUGCAUUCGAAUUUGUUGCAGGGAGAGGAUGUUAUUAUAAACGUGAAGGGUUUCAAGUUUUUCAAUUUAAAUUUUAGAAAGUUCGCAGAAAAUGUUUGAAAGAAUCGCGGUCACAGUCAUUUCGUUUAAUUUGCUUUUAAUUGUGGCUUCAAUUGAGAUAAAUUUGAAUAGAGGUUGGAACGUAAUAAAUGCCAAUGGAAGUAUCGAACUGAACGAUCAGACUAUUCCAUCUGGGAUAUAUUCAGCAUUGGAAGAGGCAAAUCGAACCGGCUCAGUUCUUAACACUUACAACGAUGUAAACCUCAGAUGGAUUGCAAAGGAUAAUUGGACGUACACUUUAGUCUUCGACGCACCGGCCAACGCAAAUAAUUUGACCACUGUUCUUGCACUCCAUGGCAUCGAUACGAAUGCAAACAUUUAUUUAAACGAUUUAGAACUCGGUAGAACAGACAACAUGUUCAUCCGAUAUCGAUACAGUUUAAAAAAUCGUUUGAAGCCGACCAACAACACUCUUCGCGUGGAAAUUCUAUCACCAAUUCAAGUUGCCAAAUUUUUGGCAGAUGCUAACAAGAUCACGCCACCAGAAUGUCCGCCCACUAGGUAUAAUGGUGAAUGCCAUAUGAAUUUUGUAAGAAAAAUGCAGUCAAGUUUUUCGUGGGAUUGGGGCCUAGCAGCACCAUCUAUGGGCAUAUGGAAAAAUGUUCAGCUUGAAUUGUACCAGUCGGCAAUAAUUCGAGAUCUGACUUAUUACUUGGACGAAUCGAAGGAUAUGUGGUUCGUUCAUCUGACAAUACAUUUCGAAACGGAAAGUGAAAACAAUUCAACGGCGGUAGAAGGAAAUUUGACCGUGGAAGUUAAGGAGUUGUUGGUAUUGCCGAUCAAUACAACGCUAUCGGCUUUACCGGAUGAAAAUGGAGAGUUCAGCUUUAACAUUUCUUUCCAGUUGCCUAAAGAAAAAGUGCAGCUCUGGUGGCCGAAUGGUUAUGGAGAUCAACGUUUAUAUACGUUAGUAGCAUCCUGGGAAGGUUCCGUUGGACGCACUGACACAAACCAAAUUCGGAACUUCGAUCGAAAGUUUAUGACGUCGACGAAAAGUAUACGACUCGGUUUCCGUACCGUUGAACUUAUUGAAGAUCCAUUAGAUGGUGGUACGUCUUUCUACUUUCGGAUUAACAAGCUGCCGAUAUUCAUGAAAGGGACAAACUGGAUACCGAUGCAUAUAUUACCAGAGAAGGGCGCUGACAGGAAUCAACUGGAAUUUUAUUUCAGAGCCAUGAAAGCGUCACACAUGAAUAUGAUACGAGUGUGGGGUGGUGGCAUUUAUGAGUCAGAUUAUUUUUACGAUCUUGCUGACGAGCAUGGCAUUCUAAUAUGGCAGGAUAUGAUGUUUGCGUGCGCAAUGUAUCCGGUGUUUGAUGGCUUUUUACGUUCUGUAAAAGAGGAGGUUAAACAAAACAUUCGUCGGCUACAAUCUCAUCCCUCGAUUGCGGUUUGGGCUGGAAAUAAUGAGAACGAAGCAGCAUUAAGAGAGAACUGGUAUGGCACUGGGAAGGAUUACGAUAGAUUCGUCUCCGAAUAUCUGCGGCUCUAUAAUGACACCAUAGCGAAUGAAGUGUACCGGAAUGAUAAAUGGCACAUUUGGUUGUAUUCAUCACCGUCAAAUGGGAAGAAAAAAUCGAACGAGUCAAUAAUUCAAGAUAAUCCACAGGAUUGGCACUACGGCGACAUUCACUUCUACACCUAUCUAGCCGAUGGAUGGAAUCCAAAUAUUUAUCCGCGACCUCGAUUCGUUUCCGAGUAUGGUUUCCAGAGCAUACCAUCCCUGGCCAGUUGGGAAUCCGUUCAAUCAUCAGGCGAUAAUUUAAAUGAUCUGAUCGACCACCGCCAACACUUUCCUUUAGGCAAUGCUCCGAUACUUGAUCUAAUUCACAAAAAUCUACCGGCGUUCGACCGAAACGACACGCCAUAUGUGGAAAGCCUAAUCUACUUCAGUCAAAUCAGUCAAGCAAUGGCUAUUAAAACGGAAACGGAAGUUUACCUCAUUGAACAGGACGGUCUAAUGAAUACGAUGGGUGCGCUGUACUGGCAAUUGAAUGAUGUCUGGGUUGCACCAUCGUGGUCAAGCAUUGAGUUUAAUGGUAACUAUAAGAUUUUGCAACAUUAUGCCGAGAAGUUUUUCGCUCCAAUUUCACUUGCCGUUGUUGUCGACUUAACCAAUCACAUUAACGUCCACAUCGUUCGGGAUGUUAAAUCGAUCAAAGAGGACUUCCAGCUGACCCUUAAAAUCUACAAUUGGUCAAGCUUAGCCGUGAAGUACAUUCAUACAUGGAAUUAUACAUCGACGAUAAAUAAGUCCGUGGAAAAUAUUGCAAGAUUUCAUCUGGAUAACUAUUUGAUACCGCCGUUAACCAGAUACAAUGCGGUUAUGGAAUUCGUUCUGACAAAGGCAAAGGAUAAUGGCACCACCAUCGCUACCAAUUUCGUUUUUCCCACAAAAGUUAAGGAUGCUGUCGGUAUCAAGGACCCGAAAUUAAAGGUACAAAAUAUUCGUAAAGACAUCGCCGAUUCUUCGGUGGACGGCUAUCGCACCAUCAUUUUUGAUAUCAUCGUCGAAGCACCAGCCCUAUUCGUUUACAUCCAGAUCCGACACGAUGCCAUCAGCCGGUUUGUGUUCACUGACAAUGGAUUCAUGCAAUUCGAACGGAAUCGAACUAUCGGCGUAAAUUUCUAUGAUCCAACGGGUUCGCUAACGAUUGACGAUCGGAAUAUUCGUGUAUUAACAGUCAAUCAAUUCAUGAAUUAAUGUUUUUAUAUAUUUCAAAGAAAAGAAAAAAAAACUUCAACUCUGUCUGUACACAAUCAAAUUUUGUUUUUUGUUUUUUUAAUUAUUUUCCACUAACAAAGGCCCUAAAAUUAAAAAUAAAAACAUUACAAUUGUGCGUAAUGCAAACGCAUGUAUAAUAAUACCGUUUUUAAUCCAAUAAUAUUUUGUAUGAAGCACGUAGUUACGAACUGAGCACAACUAUUUUAAAAGAUCUGAUACACAAGCGAUCUUCAAAAAAUCAAUAUAACGUGAACUCUUUCAACUAUA
Bradysia coprophila is the source of this 3187-nucleotide messenger RNA. It is a transcript of the gene beta-Man, whose product is annotated as beta-mannosidase. Gene Ontology annotation, molecular function: beta-mannosidase activity. The record is from RefSeq and is a predicted model, not a curated record. Gene Ontology annotation, biological process: carbohydrate metabolic process; glycoprotein catabolic process. Lineage: Eukaryota; Metazoa; Arthropoda; Insecta; Diptera; Sciaridae.